Mixia osmundae IAM 14324 is the source of this 2327-nucleotide messenger RNA. RefSeq lists its product as uncharacterized. The coding region runs from base 1 to 2034 and encodes 677 amino acids. The transcript has 7 exons. Gene Ontology annotation, molecular function: zinc ion binding; DNA binding. Gene Ontology annotation, biological process: DNA-templated transcription. Lineage: Eukaryota; Fungi; Basidiomycota; Mixiomycetes; Mixiales; Mixiaceae. The record is from RefSeq and is a predicted model, not a curated record.
AUGGUUCACCCGGACAUGAUUGAUGCUUUUGCUUCCUUCAAGUUCAACUCGCCACCCUCGACAUCGUCCAGUCACGCGCUGAUCUCUCUUCAGGAGUCUCCCUCGAGUCCCACCAGCGCAGGCCAAGCAGAGACUGGCUCGGAUCCGUCUCAAAGUCAAGGCGAGUUCAUCAAAACGGCGCUCAGAGUCAGAGGUCGACUCUUACGCUCGGUUCCUGAGGCGCAGUGCGAUGGCAAGCUACCCUGCGAGCGCUGUCUCAACUCGUUCCGAAGCGAACCCUGCGCAUACGGCAUCCCUCGAAAGAAGUCAGGCUCGCUUUUUCUCAUCGAACAGACUAGCCCUGAUCAUCCUGCCGAGGACAGAGGACCACCCAGGCGGAUCAAGCUCAACACCAUCAGACACGCUAUGGACGCAAGUAUGGGCAUGCACGAUACGUCAGAGGGAGCGCUUGCUUCUGCUUCACCCGAUGGUGCUCCCUUUGACGACACGGUGACGGCAAGCUACUUUGGAUCGACUUCCAUGCUCGUCGAGACCCUGCUCGGCCCCCGUCGCAAGAGCAUCACCACCGACGAUGACGCAUCGGGUCCACCUGUGAUGAUCCCGCAACCCCAGUGGCGACAAAACGAGGCAUUCAGACCGACACCGCCAGUCCGCCUGAUUCCCCUCCCACCCGGAUUCUGGCGUGCCAUGCUCAGCAAGUUCUCAGUGACUGCCCAUCUCAUCUGUCCCAUCUUUGACCGUGGUUUCUUCGACCGUGCAUCGACAGACAGCUCCUUCAUCACACCCGAAGUACUCGCUGCCAUCGGUGCACGCACGCUCGUGAUGCUCGAUUCGGCCAGCAUCGAGAAGAUCCUCGCUGCGCACGGACACGACGGCCAAAUCGACUCGUCAUCGCUCGAGUCCCACUUUGAAGAGGUCGCGCUGGCUCACGUGCAGAAUUUUGGCGGAGGGGCAUCACUCUCGAAGCUCCAAGCAGCCAUUAUCAUGUGUCAGCAUGCUAUUGCCCGUGGGAGGAGCUCGCAAGGCUACCAGCUCAUUGCCUCCGCUGUGGCAAUGGCACUCGAGCUCGGUCUCAAUCAGCGUUGCAGCCUUCGUGGCGAUCCUCUCGUCGAGGUCAAGCGUCGUACUUUCUGGCAGAUCUUCGUGGUCGAUAAAGUCAUCGCUGCUUAUCUCGGCCGUCCCGCGCUCUUGCAUCGUUCGGACGUCGAUCAAGCUCUCCCCCGAGAGGACUGCGUCGACGAGGUGGAGGAUCGCGUCGAUGCCUCGUACGGCUGGUCGUCCUCCUUCUUGCUCGGUCGUCGCCUCUACGUCAGAAGCACCUACAAUGCCCUCAUCCGACUCUUUUGCAUCAUUGACGACAUUCUCGUCAUGAUCUACUCGCCCGCCGCCCGCGCAAGACUCUUUGUGCCUGCUUUCAGACGUGACUCGAUCGCCACGCUGCACGAUGCUCUUGAGAAAUGGGCAACAGGAUUGCCGGCUCAUAUGCUCGCUGUCGGCCCAAACGGAGAGACGAUGAUCCACUUGCCGCAUGUCAAUCUUUGCUUUUUGUGGUACCAUCUAUCUCGCAUCUUGCUCUAUCGCAUGUUUGUGCCUGUACCGGACCCUGGACUCGACGAUCCGCUACGCAUUUGCGACGAUGCAGCGUGCGCAAUCAGUGCCAUUGUACGCAACAUGUUGCGCAGCUCAGCCACGAUACAAUCGAGCAUGGUCACCUACGCUACCUUCUGUGCGGGCGCUGUUCAUGCGUCCCACUUUAACGAUGGUUCUGCUCAGCAUCGGAUGCUCUACCAAGAGAGUCUCGAUUGCCUUGCCAUAUUCGCCCAGGAAUGGGCACCUGCAGUAUCUCAAUGGCAGUUCCUUAGCCAAAUGGCCAGUCAUCCCCCGCCGCGCUCUCCUUACCCUCACAGUAGAGAUCAUACGCCACCCUCAGAGGGCGUGUGGCAAUGCGGCGAUGCUCAAGAAUACCUGGCAAGCGGGAAUGACGCCGGACUGUUUUCAAACUGGCCAUUCGGUCCUGACGGUCAUCCGCACUAGCUAAGGAAGACGAGAAUUCUGUAUCAUGUAACGACAAAGGAUGUUCAUAGGAGUCAAUGCAUUGCCAAAGGUGGUACAGGCUGGGCAAGCGACUGGGCGCUGCUCCGGCCCUUCGGCGAUGCCUGAACCUUGGCCAUAAACUGGACUGCAGGCUCUUGCAGCUUAUCUGGUCGGGUGUCAGCAUCGUUUGCGAGCAGUUCCAUGGCAGCUUUGGUGAUCUGCUGUCGCUUCUCAUCGCUUUGUGUAACGCUUGCAAGUGAGAGCAGCAAGAGAUGCACGUUGGGCAGAGUAUU